AUGUUCUCGAGAACCAGGCCAAAAAUAGCAUUAAAUCCACGUCCGUGCCGCCGAAUGGCUUCUGUAUUGAUACAAUUGCCACCAAUGCCUCUAUCAUGUCAGCCAAGUCUUGACUUGUCCCCCCACAUCGUCACACCUGCAGCAUCUCCGCUCACCACCCCUUCUAACAACUACUUUCACUCCUCCAACAUUCCACAAAAGUCCAAGGCACGCCUAGCCCUUAUUGAACUCCAGCAGGUCCUUAAAUCAUCCAAAGAUAUUCUUGCUGUACUCCAGAAGGCCUAUGUAAACCAUGAAAAGGACACCGAGGACGUUUUGUUGCUACUCAAAGAACUUCAGAAGAAACAGAAAGCCCUAGAGUCAAAUUUGUUAAUAGUAAAGCCCAAUAAGACAGAAUAG
Molecule: messenger RNA, 399 nt
Organism: Phycomyces blakesleeanus NRRL 1555(-)
Lineage: Eukaryota; Fungi; Mucoromycota; Mucoromycetes; Mucorales; Phycomycetaceae
Exons: 1
Coding region: 1-399 (132 amino acids)
Source: RefSeq, a predicted model, not a curated record